Molecule: messenger RNA, 1140 nt
Organism: Carcharodon carcharias (great white shark)
Lineage: Eukaryota; Metazoa; Chordata; Chondrichthyes; Lamniformes; Lamnidae
Exons: 7
Coding region: 1-963 (320 amino acids)
Biological process (GO): interleukin-15-mediated signaling pathway; positive regulation of ERK1 and ERK2 cascade; T cell activation
Cellular component (GO): membrane raft; external side of plasma membrane
Molecular function (GO): protein tyrosine kinase binding; MHC class II protein binding
Source: RefSeq, a predicted model, not a curated record
AUGGACACAAUCAAACUGGUGACAACUGAACUGAUAGCCGCACAAGCUGAAUUUGGUAAGCAGUAUACAAGUUAUUGGCCAAUCUUUGAACAUAAUUCAAUUGACUUGAACUGUAAACUUAAGACUGAGCGCAAUAUGUCCAUGUGGUUUUGGAAAAAUGACAAUCGUGGAAGAGGAGUUAUGAUUAUAUCAUCUGCUGACAAGAAGGAUGAUAUCGCAGAGAUUCAGAAUCGAAUCAGCCUGCAACAUUUCGAUGGGAUGAGCUUUCCUCUACAGAUUUCUCCAGCAAAGUUCAAAGAUGCAGGAACUUACACGUGUACCAUGGACACAAUCACACUGGUGACAAUUGAACUGAUAACCACACAAGUGACAGCGAUUCCAUCUCACCCUCUGGCUGAAGGAGACAACGUCUGUCUUACAUGUUCUGUUUCUCAUGUCAGUAAUGCAUCAAGGCUUGUUUGGAUGGAUAAUGGCAGGGGAAUCCUUGUUAAAGAGGAAACAUUUAAUCUCCCGGGAGAAGGAAACAGCAGCCUGUCACUGUUUAUUCCGAAGAUUGGACAACAUAACAGGAGGUGGACCUGUCUUGUAUUUAAGGGAACCAUGCUAAAAAUUCACAUUCUGUAUACGCUUGAAGUUAAUGAGCAGAAUAAGAAUGCUUAUUUGAACUAUAUUCUCAUUCCUAUCAUUCUUGUGUUCCUUCUGUGCCUCAUGGUGACAAUAAUGAGCUGCCUCAGGAAGAUCACUGAACCAGCUUACGAAGAGCAAAGGACACCCAAUUUAAUUAACAUAAAUUCAAACUCUGAGCCAAACACUGGAGAAAUUCAUUAUGCUUCUAUCGUUUUUCAAAAGAGGAACCCAGGUCCUCGCCCAGAUGUACAAUCUAACCUGCAGCCCUCAGAACAUAAUCGAGGAGCUUCAGAUGGAAAUGAAUCACCCAUAAUCUAUGGCACAGUAAUUAAGUAGGACAUCCUAGUUUGCAUGCAGAUAACUGGAGGAUAAAAGGAUGGAAGAGACACUUUUUUUGGCAAAGUGUUAGCUGUUUAUAGAACUGGAUGUAUAUGUUUGGGAUUGUAGCUACUGAAUACAGGGAUGCAUGAUGAAAAACAAGUACAGCUUUAUGGAAUAUCCAGGUUCAGCAAU